AUGCUCUCCAGUCGAUUGAUACCGCGCUCUGCUGCCAAAUCGGCGUUCAAAAGACAAACAUCGCUUCCUGCCGUUAUCGCCCCCACCCAGUUGUCGAGAUGGAGUCGCGCCUACGCGUCGGCCUCUGAAGAGAAGGACCUUGUCGUCAUUGGCGGUGGCGUCGCUGGUUACGUCGCUGCUAUCAAGGCCGGCCAAGAGGGUCUGAAGGUCACUUGCAUCGAGAAGCGAGGCACUCUCGGCGGAACCUGCCUCAACGUCGGCUGCAUUCCCUCCAAGGCCCUUCUUAACAACUCUCACCUCUACCAUACCAUCAAGCAUGACACCAAGAACCGCGGUAUCGAUGUUUCCGACGUCAAAGUAAACUUGGAGCAGUUCAUGAAGGCCAAAGACACCGCCGUUGGUGGCCUGACAAAGGGCGUCGAGUUCCUCUUCAAGAAGAACGGCGUCGAAUACAUCAAGGGCGCCGGUACCUUCGUCAACGAGAAUGAAAUCAAGGUGGCUCUCAAUGACGGUGGCGAGACUUCGGUUAAGGGAAAGAACAUUUUGAUCGCUACCGGAAGCGAAGCCACGCCUUUUCCCGGUCUCGAGAUAGACGAGAAGCGCGUUGUCACCAGCACCGGUGCUCUGUCGCUCGACAAGAUCCCUGAGAGCCUUGUUGUCAUUGGUGGCGGUAUCAUUGGUCUGGAGAUGGCAUCAGUGUGGUCCCGUCUGGGAACUAAGGUAACCGUGGUCGAGUUUCUCGGCCAGAUUGGCGGUCCUGGGAUGGAUGCCGAGAUUGCCAAGAGCGCACAAAAGAUCCUCAAGAAGCAAGGCAUCAACUUCAAGACCGGCACCAAGGUUAUCAGCGGCGACAAGACAGGUGACAAGGUCAAGCUGGAUAUCGACGCCGCCAAGGGCGGGAAGGCCGAGACCAUUGAUGCUGACGUGGUCUUGGUGGCCAUUGGCCGCCGACCUUACACCGGUGGACUUGGCCUUGAGAACAUUGACCUCGAGCUGGAUGAGAGAGGUCGUGUUAUUAUUGACUCCGAAUACCGCACCAAGAUUCCCCACAUCCGCUGCGUUGGCGACGUUACCUUCGGUCCCAUGCUUGCACACAAGGCAGAGGAGGAGGCUGUUGCUGUGGUUGAGUACAUCAAGAAGGGCCACGGUCACGUCAACUACGGCGUCAUCCCCUCUGUUAUGUACACCCACCCCGAGGUUGCCUGGGUCGGCCAGAGCGAGCAAGAUCUAAAGUCGCAGAACAUCCCUUACAGGGUUGGAUCGUUCCCUUUCAGCGCCAACUCCCGCGCAAAGACUAACCUGGACACUGAGGGUUUGGUCAAGAUGCUUGCGGAUCCCGAGACAGACAGGAUUCUCGGUGUUCAUAUUAUUGGACCCAACGCUGGUGAGAUGAUCGCUGAAGCCACUCUUGCGCUCGAGUAUGGCGCAUCGAGCGAAGACAUCGCCCGCACAUGUCAUGCCCACCCGACCCUAGCCGAGGCGUUCAAGGAGGCCGCGAUGGCCACUUACUCGAAGCCUAUCCACAUGUAA
This is a messenger RNA of Colletotrichum higginsianum IMI 349063, 1530 nucleotides long. RefSeq names its product Dihydrolipoyl dehydrogenase. The coding region runs from base 1 to 1530 and encodes 509 amino acids. The transcript is spliced from 3 exons. Gene Ontology annotation, molecular function: flavin adenine dinucleotide binding; dihydrolipoyl dehydrogenase (NADH) activity. Gene Ontology annotation, cellular component: mitochondrion; oxoglutarate dehydrogenase complex. Lineage: Eukaryota; Fungi; Ascomycota; Sordariomycetes; Glomerellales; Glomerellaceae. The record is from RefSeq and is a predicted model, not a curated record.